This is a messenger RNA of Magnusiomyces paraingens, 1674 nucleotides long. RefSeq lists its product as uncharacterized. The transcript is spliced from 3 exons. Bases 1 to 1674 code for a protein of 557 amino acids. NCBI's taxonomy places the organism in Eukaryota, Fungi, Ascomycota, Dipodascomycetes, Dipodascales, Dipodascaceae. The record is from RefSeq and is a predicted model, not a curated record.
AUGUCAGACCCCCCCAACAACACCCAAACCACGUUUAGUGGCGGCGACCCUCCUGCCGACAAUAAUUAUACCGACAAUAAUAAUGAACAGACUAAUAUUAAUGAUAUGCAAAAAAUUAUUGCUGUUGAACUGAAGGAGAAAGAAAGUUCUCAUUCCAGAGGACCUCAUUCUCAUGAAGCUCAUCACAUCAAACCCUCGACAAAAAUCCAAAAAAAUAAUGAAAAACCAGACUCCCAUAAAAAAAUUGAAACUAUCCACAAAAAGCUUGAAUCGAAUGAUAAGCAUAAUGCUUCUUCAAACCACGAAACCCCCGUUGAAACCCCUAUUGUGAAUGUUGGUCCAACCUUGAACCCUACCUUUGACUCUUCACCAGAUGGUGGUGAUGUGGAAAUUGACGCAACACCAUCACGUGACAUGGAUGUUCUCAUGCCGGAUGCAAAUCCAUUUGGUGAUAAUUCUGAAGCCUGGGAAUACAUCUUAAAACUUAAGGAUGUAUUUCUGGUUGAAUUGUCUAUUGUUAAAGAAGACUUGAGUAUUACAAUUGAAGAUUGGGAAAUAAAAUUUCAAAAUCUUGAACUUAAAAACAAUGAGUUAGCUAAACAACUCAUUGCUUUGACCGAAAAGCUUAAAGCUUCAGAAGGACAAGUGAAUUCUCUUCGCUCAGAACUUGAUGUUUUGAGAAACAAUCAGGAAGUUAAGGAUAAUAAGGAUCAUUGCGAUAAAGUGAAACAUAAAGCUGAUGAAAUAGCUAAGAUGACUCUUCAAGAUUUGUCUCAAGAAAAAGCAAGAAACAAAAGAAUUAUCGACACUGAAAUCAAGGAAUUCAAAGAAAUGACCAACAAUCUUGAGAAAAGAGUUGAUAAUAUGGAAUACAAAGUUGGAACUAUUUCAACUAAGGCUGAUUUAACUACCAAAGAACUUAGCUACGCAAAAAGGAAAUCAAGAGUGCGACAUUAUGAAGGCUCAAAACAACACCGUGAAACUAAAGUUGAUGAAGACAAACCCACUUUUAGAGUGUGCAUAAGAAUUCCAGAUACCAUGAAAAGAGUUAAUAUCCCUGCGAUUGGAAAGAAAAUUGAUGCGGUUGCACAAAAGCCGGUGGCUCAGGAAAUAGGCUAUACUGUCAAAGGGCAUUUAUAUGUUCAACUUAAUGACAAAGAUUUUGCUGAUAAAGCUGCAGAAUGGAUCCCCAAAGUUGACCCUACUUAUUCAGUGCUUGACACAGAUUCUUGGUACAAGGCUGUACUUCAGGAAAUACCUAAUACGGCAUCGAUUGAAGACUUGAAAGAAACUCUCUACAAUUUUAAUGAUUACCAUAUUGUUUUGAAUACCGAACCCAAAAUCAUUAGCAGAAACCAAUUUACCCAAACAGCAUUGGUUUCAUUCAGAAAUGCCCAAGACUAUGCAAAGUGUGCUGAUAAUCUUAUUAUCCAGUACACAAAAGUUAAAGUUAGACCUUUUAUUAGCAGAAAAAAAACUCCUGAAGAACUCCAAGCUAUGCGUAAUAAGAUACGAUUAUUGAAAAAUGAAUCAGACAAAAAGGAUAAUGAGGCCCAUCCUGUUUCCACUGACGACUCACAAGAUGAACCGAUGAAAGAAACAAAUAUUGAAGAACUAGAUGAAUCCAAUGAGGAAGAAAACGAAAACAAUUCUAUUACAUCCAAUGAAUUAUAA